Molecule: messenger RNA, 8736 nt
Organism: Aspergillus aculeatinus CBS 121060
Lineage: Eukaryota; Fungi; Ascomycota; Eurotiomycetes; Eurotiales; Aspergillaceae
Product: putative polyketide synthase
Exons: 5
Coding region: 1-8700 (2899 amino acids)
Biological process (GO): secondary metabolite biosynthetic process; fatty acid biosynthetic process
Molecular function (GO): 3-oxoacyl-[acyl-carrier-protein] synthase activity; fatty acid synthase activity; phosphopantetheine binding
Source: RefSeq, a predicted model, not a curated record
AUGCAGGCCCCAGUGAUGACAAACGAGCCCAUUGCCAUCGUGGGCAGUGCCUGUCGCUUCUCUGGCGGAGCAUCGUCGCCCUCGAAGCUGUGGAAUCUCCUUCGCAACCCUCGCGAUGUUCGCAGCGUGAUCCCCAACAGUCGCUUCAAUGCCGAGAACUACUAUCACCCUGACCCAGCGUACCAUGGUCACAGCAACGUUCGACAUUCCUACGUGCUAGAAGAGGAUGUCACCGCUUUCGACACCGAAUUCUUCGGGAUCAAGCCGGUGGAGGCGAAGGCCAUCGACCCUCAACAACGUCUUUUGAUGGAAACCGUCUACGAGGGCCUCGAGUCGGCCGGGCUGACAAUAGAUGCCCUCAGGGGCAGUGACACGGGUGUCUAUGUUGGCCUCAUGUGUGGUGAUUACGAGGCCAGCUUGUUACGUGAUCCAAAAACUGCUCCAGUCUACGCUGCCACCGGCAUUGGACGGAGCAUUCUGUCGAACCGUGUCUCGUACUUCUUUGACUGGCACGGGCCAUCGAUGACCUUGGAUACCGCCUGUUCCUCCAGUCUCGUGGCGGUCCACCUGGCCGUGCAGUCGCUCCGAGCUGGGGAGUCCCGGAUCGCUCUGGCUUGUGGAUCUAAUCUACUGCUGGGUCCAGAGAAUUACAUUAUGGAAAGCAAGCUGAAGAUGCUGUCUCCAGACGGCCGCAGUAAGAUGUGGGACAAGGAUGCCAACGGCUACGCCCGUGGAGAUGGUGUUGCUGCCUGCGUUCUGAAGACUCUUAGUGCCGCGAUUGAGGAUGGAGAUGACAUUGAGUGCAUCAUUCGCGAGACUGGUUUUAACCAGGACGGAGCCACCACCGGUAUCACUAUGCCCAGCGCUGCUGCCCAGCAGGCCUUGAUCCGUGCGACCUAUGCCAAAGCGGGCCUGGAUUUGGAGAAGGCGUCCGACCGGCCUCAAUUCUUCGAAGCGCACGGGACAGGUACGCCUGCAGGAGAUCCGAUCGAGGCCGAAGCCAUCUCGCGGGCCUUUUAUGGUAAGGACUUUGACAUUAAGACCACGGAUGACCGUCUCUAUGUGGGCUCGAUCAAGACCAUCCUUGGACAUACCGAGGGUACUGCAGGCCUGGCUGCCCUGCUCAAGGCGUCGCUAGCUCUUCAGCAUUCGACUGUACCACCUAAUAUGCUGUUGAACAACCUAAGCGACCGAGUGGCUCCUUUCACUGCAAACCUGGAAAUACCCUCAACGGCCAAGCAUUGGCCUCAAGUCGUCCCUGGUCAGCCACGACGAGCCAGUGUGAACAGUUUCGGCUUCGGCGGUGCCAAUGCCCACGCUAUUCUGGAGAGCUACGAGCGCCCUCAGCUGAUUGAGGAUGGGAUCCAGAAUCAAUUUACCCCCUUUGUGUUCUCCGCCCUCACCCGUCAAUCGCUGCGUGCAAGCCUCUCCGCGUACGCUGAUUAUAUCCAAGAAAACACAUCCCUCAAUCUGCGCGACCUGGCAUACACCCUGCAGCAACGUCGGUCUGAGUUCCCUUACCGCAUUUCAUUUGCUGCUGCAUCGGCCGAUGACUUGGUGGCAAAGAUUCGGGGUGAAUUGGAAGCAACCAAGGCUGAAGAUCUGGGCGUGAGACUCCCGGCUCCCUCGGGAGGCAAGAAGCCAAAGGUUCUCGGCAUUUUCACUGGCCAAGGAGCGCAGUACGCUCGUAUGGGCGCUGAGCUGAUUGAGAAGUCCGCCACAGCUCGGAAGAUUGUCCAGGACCUGCAAGGUCACAUUGAGCAACUUCCCGAGGAAAUUCGCCCUGACUUCUCACUCGAGAAGGAGCUUCGCGCGGCCGCUAAUUCCUCGCGGGUUUUGACGGGUGCUUUCUCCUUCCUCUCCACCGUUGUUCAAAUCGUGUUGGUGGAUCUGCUGAAGCUCGCAGGCGUUCAUUUCGAUGCCAUCGUUGCUCACUCCUCGGGUGAAAUGGCUGCAGCAUACGCGGCCGGUCACUUGAGCGCGCGAGACGCUAUGUGUGUGGCGUACUUCCGUGGUCGAUUUGCUUCGAAGAUGGAAAGUCCCAACGGGCCUCACAUUAAAGGAGCUAUGCUGGCGGCUGGUAUGUCUCCAGAAGAUGCGCAGGCUCUGGUAGAAGACGAGCUCUUCGCCGGUCGCCUCUGUGUUGCCGCUGUCAACUCAUCCUCUAGUGUGACCAUCUCGGGUGACGAGGAUGCCAUUGACGAGGUCAAAACGAUCUUGGACGACGAGAACAAGUUCAACCGUAAGCUUCGUGUCGACCGAGCCUACCACUCCAACCACGUAUCGCGACGUCUUGCCGAUUAUGUCGCCUUGGUCAAGUCGGCAGGUGUCCGCGCCAUCGAGCCAACAUCGAACAACUGUCUCUGGAUCUCGAGUGUAUAUGGCCGCGAGAUUACAGCAGACAUGAACCUCAGUGACGAAUACUGGGGCGCAAGUGUCGCUCGGUCUGUGCAGUUCUAUCAAGCUCUCAAGCUUGCUCUUGAAGGAGGCGAAUACCAGGCUGCAAUCGAAGUCGGCCCUCAUCCGGCUUUGAAGGGACCCGCAUCGCAAACCAUCCAGGAAGUCCUAGGUAAGAGCAUUCCAUACUAUGGUGUGCUCAACCGAGGAUCGGAUGCUGCGGUCAGCCUGGCUUCGAGUCUUGGAUCUCUAUGGUGCCAUCUCGGGGGGCAGAAACUCGACUUGACUGGAUUUGAUCUUGCGGUGAAUGACGACCAGUCCACCCUCCGCGUGGUCAAGGGCCUUCCAAGUUAUAAGUGGAACCAUGAGGCCUCUUACCGUCAUGAGUCGCGAGCAUCAAAGAAGCACCGUUCUCAAAUCCAGCAAUUCAACCAGUUGUUGGGGACCAUGAAGCCGGAGAGCGCAGCUCACCAUUUGAGCUGGGGACACCUGCUUCGCGCCAGCGAGAUCGAAUGGGUUUCAGGUCACCAAGUUCAGAAUCAGACAGUCUUUCCUGCGGCAGGAUACAUCUGUACGGCGUUCGAGGGUGCUCGGGUCCUUGCAGGAGAGCGCGAUGUUCGUAUCUUCGAGUUGAAGAAUUUUGUCAUCCACCAGGCCUUGACCUUCAGCCAAGACGACGCUGGUAUCGAGGUGCAGACUUCGCUGUCUGACGUUCGCCAAUUAAGCGAUAACCACGUCCAAGCCAAAUUCACCUACUCCGCGAGCCUCGGAGAGGAGGAUCUCGCCCUGGUAGCUGAAGCGGAUCUCCAUAUCAUCUUCGGGAAGUCCUUGGAGACCACUCUUCCUCGUCGAGCUACCAAGCCAGCUCACAUGAUCACAGUAGACAAUGAGCGUUUCUACAAUCUCUUGGCUACGCUGGGAUACGGCUUCGAAGGAUCGUUCAAGUCUCUGCACACGCUUAGGCGGAAGCUGGGAACGAGUGUGUGUGCUGUGAAAUCAGUAUCGCGCGAUACGUUCGGACCGCCCUUGCUGGUGCAUCCUGCUGAGUUGGACGGUGGCAUCCAGUCUCUCAUUCUUGCGUACAGCUACCCCGAUGAUGACCAGCUUCUGAACAUGCAUCUACCUACCAGCAUGAGCAGCAUCCGUGUCAAUCCCGCUCUGUGCAAGUCCAUGACUGACAUCACUGUUGACUCGACUCUGGGCUCCACAAAGUCCGCUGGAUUCUCGGGUGAUGUCAGUAUCUACACCAAUGACUCCAGUUGUGCAGCAAUUCAGAUGCAGCGCGUUGAAUUGGUGCCCCUGGGUGCUUUGACCGCUAAGGACGAUCGCAAGGUCUUCUCCAAAUACCAGUGGGUCAAAAACAGCCUCGAUGGCGAGUUGGCUGCGUCGGAUACCACUGUGACAAAACAUCAUUCGGAGAUCUUGGAGGGAUUGGAGCGUAUCUCGACCUACUACCUCAAGAAACUGGAUGCAGAGGUGCCCGCCGACUCUCCGCUGAGAGGUAAGGAUAGCCCUCACAGCCAUUACCUUCAGUAUGCUCGCCACAUUGUUAGCCUGAUCCGGAAUGGAGAGCACAAGGUGGCCAAGAAGGAAUGGCUGAAAGACUCCUUGGAAGACCUCCGUGCGGCCACAGAACAAUUUUCGGACCUCAUCGAUUACCGCAUGAUGCACCUGGUUGGGCAACAGAUGCCGCGUGUCUUCCGAGGUGAAACCAACAUGCUGGAGGAGAUGCGCGUCAGCAACAUCCUCGACAACUACUAUCAGGGUGCUUUUGGCUCGCGGGAGGCUGGUUUCUGGAUUGGCAAGAUCAUCGCCCAACUAGCAGAGCGCUAUCCUCAUCUCAACAUCCUGGAAGUUGGUGCUGGUACCGGAGGUGCUACAACAAGAAUCCUGCAGAACCUUGACUCGAGAUUCUUGUCCUAUACUUUCACAGACGUGUCCAGUGGUUUCUUCGAAGGUGCUGCGGAGACAUUCUCUGCUCACAAGGAUCGUAUGGUCUUCAAGACCUUUGAUUGUGGUCAGGAUCCCGUUGCUCAGGGCUACGCUGAGGGAACCUGUGACGUGGUUGUCGCUUUCCUCGUCAUCCACGCCACCCCGGAUCUUGAGCUCACCAUGCGCAACAUCCGUAAGCUGCUCAAGCCGGGCGGUUUUCUGAUCGUCGGAGAAGGUACAAACAAUGGGCAACCGUAUGGCAGUGCCGGAUUUAUCUUUGGAUCCCUGCCGGGUUGGUGGCUUGGUGCAGAUACCGGCCGCCCUCUGUCACCAUUCGUCUCUUACUCCGAGUGGGAGAGACUCCUUCGGAGUAGUGGGUUCUCUGGUAUUGAUGCAACAGCACCCCAGUCAUUCCAGGAUAUCCUUGGUAUGACUGUGUUUGCUGCUCAAGCUGUGGAUGACCGGGUUAGCUUCCUGCGCGAGCCUGUCAGUCCUGAAGUCCUGCAAGGUUCGGCUGCAGUUGAGUACCCUAUCAAGAAGCUCGUCGUUAUUGGGGGAAGCACACCGAAGACUCUAUCUCUGAUCCGGCCUGUCCAGAGUAUUCUCAAAGAUACCUCCCACGAGCUCCACUCCUUUAACAAGUUGACGGAAAUAGACUUCGAUCUGAUCGAUGCUGAUACCACAGUCGUCAGCUUGUCGGAGCUGGACAAGCCUGUCUUCGAAGAUAUGACACCCGAUGAGUGGCUCGCUUUCAAAACGCUCUUCUCUGCUCCCAUCAAGCUUCUCUGGGUCACCAGUGGUCGGCUUAACGAGGACCCAUGGUCUAACAUGACGGUCGGCUUUGCUCGUACUGCGGUGUUCGAAGCCCCUGCUCUGCAAUUCCAGAACAUUGAUAUCGCAGAUCUAAGCUCGUUCAAGCCCGGAAGCCUGGUCGAGAAAAUUCUACGCUUCGAUGCCUCUGCCUCGUCGGGCAAGCACCUUCCGUGGCCAUUGGAACCGGAGAUCGUUAUCAAUGCUGAGGGCGAGGAGCUCGUGCCCCGUCUCCGACACAUCAAGGCCCGCAAUGACCGCUACAAUUCAGCUCGCCGCCCGAUUACCAAGGAGGCUGACAUUUGCAAAGCCCCUGCAGCCCUGCACAAGGAGACCGAGGGAUGGAAAUUGACAGAGCUUUCACGUUGGGCUAGCCCUGCUGAUACCAAGUCUCAAAUCAGCCUUGAGAUUAGCCAUGCCGUGCUGUCGGCCCUUCGCACGCCGCAUGGUCAUCAGUUCCUUGUUCUGGGGACCGAGCCCGAGAGUCAGGCACGAUUCCUGGCUCUUGUGCCAUCUCUCUUGUCGGUCAUCCAUGUGCCCAAGGCUUCGGCAGUUCCGCUGCCCGUUUCGACGCUAGCCGACGCCGACCUUCUGACUGUACUGGCUGCUCGUCUCGUCGCCAUGGCUGUGGUCGACCCUCUCAUUGAUGGGGAUACGGUUGUUGUGCACAACUCCACUGAGCUUCUGGCACGUACCAUUGCUAGCCAAGCGGCAAGCAAGAAUGUCCGCGCCUUCUUCGUAGCGGACUCGACGCAGGAGAACGUUCCUGUCUCUUGGACUAAGCUUGAGCCUUAUCUGACCCAGUCCGAGGUGUCUGAUAUCCUACCUCUCGACACCGCUAGCUUUGUCGGCUUAUCUAGCGAGCACUCUGAGAUCGAGUCAAACAUCAUGUCUAGCCUUCCUUCACACUGCAGGAAGGAGUCCAGGGCAACCUUAUAUUCGUCGGUUGGCUGGGAGAGCAGUCCUUCGUCUGCGCCCUUCCUGGGCCAAUUCCUACAGCGUGCUCUGGUCAGUGUGCAGACCGAGGCUGGAAAGAUCUCACAAGCGGUGUCUCGGACUGUUUGUAUUGAUGAUCUUCUGAACGAGCCAAGCCCUGAAGAGCCCACCACAAUCAUCGACUGGACUCGUUCCAAGACCUAUCCUGUCCACGUCAGCCGGUUGGACUCGGUUUCGUUCUUCAAGGGCGACAAGACCUACUGGCUGUGUGGUUUGUCGGGCGCUCUUGGUGUCUCUCUGGCCGACUGGAUGAUUGAACGAGGCGCGAGAUACCUUGUCUUGACUAGCCGUAACCCCAAUAUCUCCCCCGACUGGAUCAAGGCUCAUAAGCGCAAUGGUGUCAUUGUAUCUAUUGUACGCUGCGAUGUGACAAACGAGCCUGCUCUGCGUGCUGCUCAUCAGUCUAUCUGCGAGACUAUGCCGCAGAUCAUCGGUGUCCUGAACGGAGCCAUGGUGCUGAGAGACGUCUCGAUCCGCAACAUGUCAUUUGAACUGAUGAGCGAAGUGUUCCGCCCGAAGGUAUACGGAAGCAUUCACCUGGACCGCAUCUUCAAGAACGCCAAUUUGGACUUCUUCAUUUUAUUCUCGUCUAUCAACUGUGUCAUUGGUAACCUGGGUCAAGCAAACUAUGCGGCGGCGAAUACUUUCAUGUGCAGUCUGGCUGCUCAACGUCGCAAGCGCGGUCUGGCAGCUACUGCUUUGAAUGUGGGUGCUAUUAUCGGUGCUGGUUACAUGGAGCGCGAGUCCAGCAAGGCUCUUGACUUGACUGUGUCCAAGAUGGCGCUGAUGCACCUGUCAGAGCAAGAUUACCACCAGCUCUUUGCGGAGGGUAUCGAUGCCGGUCGUCCGGAUUCUGGCGACGAGGCCGAGCUCACCACCGGGCUUUUGGAUAUCCCUGCUGCCGACACGGAGAAUGCGCCCAAGUGGCACUCCAACCCUGCAUUCUUCGACUUUGUCGUUCACCGAGUUGAGAAGAACGGGACGGACGCAGGAAAUGAGGUUGUUACCUCGGUCCAGGAUCAGCUUGCUGCCUGCAAGUCAACCAGCGAUGUGCUUGCUGUCGUCAAGGGGAGAUUCGCCAUGCAACUUCGCAAUGUUUUGCAGAUGAACACUGCCGACGAGGACUUGAUGGCAAUGAGGAGCCGUGAUAUUGGUCUCGACUCCUUGAUUUCGGUCGAUAUCCGUUCGUGGUUCCUGAAGAACUUCGAAGUCAGCGUUCCGGUCUUGAAGAUUAUGGGCAAUGAUACUAUGGCCGAGCUGGCCGACCUUGUGGCCGCGCAAGUCCCAGCUUCGCUGCUGCCUGGACUUGGAGGUGAAGAAUCUCCAUCUGAUCAGCCACCUACCACGAACAAUGCUUCCCAGCCUGCUCCACCUGCUGCAAAUGAUGAGACCAGCUCCUCAGUGGACUCCAACCAGGAUGCCACAUCCACUGAAUCCAGCAGCGGCUACACCGGAACUAGCACCCCUACCAGCCUGGAAGCCACCACAGGACUCGUAUCGAAGGGACCUAUUCGCAUCGACUGGAAGGCCGAGAUCGCAUUGCCUCAGGCAGCGAAUAUUGACACCAGCGUGGCUCCUGCCGCCCGUCCUCGCACAAUCGUGCUCACGGGUGUCAGUGGACUGCUGGGCAGACACCUGCUCCUGCGUUUGCUGCAAGACCCAUCCGUCAAGGAAAUCAUCUGCCUCGCCACCCGCCGUCUUGACGAGCGCCUACAGUCAAAGGAGCUGGUUGAAGACAGCCGAAUCCAGUACUUCUCAGGUGACCUCGAAGACCCCCGUCUCGGUCUCUCUGAACAGAAAGCGGCUCAGAUCUUCAGCCGCGCGGAUGCUGUGAUCCACAACAGCGCCGACACCUCUCACCUCAAGUUCUACCCCGAGAUCAAGGCCGCGAACACGGGCUCGACCAAGGAGCUGAUCCGCCUCUGCACGGCUCGCAAGGUACCCAUUCAUUACCUCUCUACCGUGGGCGUGGCCCUCUUCGGCAACUACACCUCCUUCCCCGAGGUCUCGAUUGCGGCGCACCCGCCCCCGGUUGACGGCUCUCACGGCUACGUAGCCGCCAAAUGGGCCAGCGAGCGUCUCCUUGAGGAGUACAACAAACAACACGGGGUGAAUGUGUGGAUCCACCGCCCCUCAACCAUCAUCCGCGAGGGCGCCGAUGCCCAAAGCGCCGCCGCGCAGACCGACUGGAUGAACGCCUUGGCCGCGUAUAUGCGCAAGACCCGCGCUGUACCGACGCUGAAGAACCUGCGGGGUGCUCUCGACUUUGUCUCGGUGCACAACGCGACAAAGAGUAUUCUAACGGCCGUGUUUGCGAACAAGCCCAAGGCUUCCUCUGCGGGUGUCUCUUACACUCACCAGGUUGGCGAUAUUGUGAUUCCGUUGGACAAUCUUAAGGAGUUUGUGAUCAAGGAGACGGGUGCUGCUCAUGUCGAUGUGCUUCCGGUGGAGGAAUGGAGUGCUCGAGCGGUGGCUGUGGGAUUGAAUCGGGGAAUCGCGGCGUUGAUCGACUCGAUGGAUGACCCGGGUCAGCCUCACUAUCCUCGCAUGCUAAGGGGGGAGUAGACUGCAUGACUGUUAGUCUCGACUUGUAUGCUCAUU